This is a messenger RNA of Microstroma glucosiphilum, 234 nucleotides long. RefSeq lists its product as hypothetical. The transcript is spliced from 3 exons. The coding region runs from base 1 to 168 and encodes 55 amino acids. The record is from RefSeq and is a predicted model, not a curated record. NCBI's taxonomy places the organism in Eukaryota, Fungi, Basidiomycota, Exobasidiomycetes, Microstromatales, Microstromataceae.
AUGCCGCCGAAGAUUCCUCUCACGCCUGAUCAGCAGAGAAUCAGGGUGAUCGUCCUGUCCUUCCCACUGCUGGUAGCUACAAGCUACGUCCUUUUCAAGCGCUUAUACCUUGGCGAGGAGCAGAGGACGCUCAAGCCGGGAGAGAAGAUUGCCAGUCGUCCAGCAUGAGGGUACAGCGGAAAAGAGCCAGUGUAUACAGGCCAAGUUCAUGAUUCUUUUGUGAAUAGAGAGACG